Messenger RNA from Vairimorpha ceranae, 726 nucleotides. RefSeq names its product eukaryotic translation initiation factor 6. The transcript has a single exon. Lineage: Eukaryota; Fungi; Microsporidia; Nosematidae. The coding region runs from base 1 to 726 and encodes 241 amino acids. Gene Ontology annotation, biological process: maturation of LSU-rRNA; maturation of 5.8S rRNA; ribosomal subunit export from nucleus. Gene Ontology annotation, molecular function: ribosomal large subunit binding. Gene Ontology annotation, cellular component: cytosol; preribosome, large subunit precursor; nucleolus. The record is from RefSeq and is a predicted model, not a curated record.
AUGUCACAUCGUAUAAACAUAGAAUGUACAUCAGAGGUUGGUGCGUAUCUAACACUCUCUAACAAUUACUGUUUAGUGGGAGAGUUAAGAUCUAAAAAUACUUUAAAAUAUUUAUUAGAAAAUUUAGACAUGCCAGUUGUAGAAACAAAGAUUAAUGCUACUUCAGUGAUCGGUUCUCUCAGUAGAGGUAAUAAGCAUGGACUGUUACUCCCUUCUACUACCACUGAUCAAGAAUUAUAUCAUAUACGUAACUCUCUACCAGAAAAUGUUGUCGCUAAGCGAAUUAACGAAAGACUUAAUGCACUUGGUAAUAUUAUACUUUGUAAUGAUAAGGUUUGUUUAGUCCAUGGGGAAAUAGAAAAAGAGACAGAGGAAGAGAUACAUGAUAUACUAAAAGUAGACGUUUUUAGACAGAAUAUUGGUAGUGGACCACUUGUAGGAAAAUACGCAGCACUUAAUAAUCAGGGGAUGUUAGUACAUCCUGAUACACGUGAAGACAGCAUGAAAGAACUUAGCGAUUUACUAUGCGUAAAUGUUAUGGCAGGUACAGUUAAUUCUGGAUGUUCUCGCAUUGGAGGAGGACUAGUUGUUAAUGACUGGACUUGUUUCGCAGGACGAGAAACUAGUAAUAUAGAAUUAUCGGUAAUAGAAAGUGUAUUUGAGUUGGGGGAUGAUAUUGACAUUGAAGGUAAGAAAAAGCUUAUUAUUGAUGAAAUAGUACAAUAA